UCUCACAUGGCAGGCACAUUUUUUUACAACACACACGACGAUGAUCAAAUCAGUUUUGAUCAGUUACACGCUUUGCAUAAUCUAUUUUGUUCGACCAUAAUAAGUGAUUUCGAAUUAUACCUGUCUGAGUAAAUGGUUGGUCAUGGCGAGUAUAACUCAACUUCCGGAUUUGGUUGUAAAGAAGCUGUUAUCAUUUCUGGACCGGUACGACCGUUUUAAACUACGGUUAGUUUGCCACACUACCAAAUCUUGGGUGGAAAGUCCCCAGUUCCUUGGGCUUUACGACAGCUUUCCAGACUGGGACCACGACGACGACUUUCCAUCACCGAGACCACUACCGCCAAUUUCCCACACCCGCUUCAACUUAUCUACUUGGGACUAUAUCAAACCCAUCUAUCUUCGCCUAAUUCCUUCGUCCUUGAAGUUCCUCACACUACAAACUCUAUGUGCAUCGUCCAAUUUAUUGCAGCUUCAAUUUAUUAGUAGAUGCACAUCUUUGGAAGCCUUAUGCAUUGAAAAUCUUGACCUAACAACGACAACAAAAGCCUUAGAGGAAAACUCUGAGGAAUUCAAUGGAUUGAGCUUGGUACUAGAAAAUCUUAAACAUUUUGAACUUUGUUGUAUUCAAAUACGCCAUUCUGCUGGUUUGGAACUGGAAACUUUUGGAAUUUUGUUAAAAUGUUUGAAAAAUGUCAAAACCUUGAAUGUACCAUCAGUUGUUGAAAAGAAUGGCUUGGAGAUUGAUGAGAAUGUCCACUUGUCGAUUGUCUACGGAUUCGUGAUUGGACCGAUAAUCAAGUACAUUGGAAGAAGAGCCCAUGACAAAUCAUCCAUGCAUGUCAGCAACUUACAGUCAUUAGAAAUUACAAAUUUUGGAGAAUCUAGUUUCGAGCUAUUCCCUGAGCUAAUAAAGAUUUGCAACAAGACGAAAACUAUUUUAGAAAAUGUCAACUUUAGUCUGAUAAACAAAUUAGUAAUGCUUGACUAUGACGUAAAUCUACUCAGAGUGGUGGGCUCCAUUAAUAAUAGCUUAGUUGGAAGUCGAAGUAUCUUGCCAAACCUUAAAAAUGUACGGAAGGUGCGUCUGGACCUCAUCAAAUGUGAUAUAACAAUGGAGAUAAGUCAUCCUGCCGAGCCCGUGUUCCCAUGCAUGGAAGAACUCUGGUUGUACAUUUUUGAUAACUCGAAGGAAUAUUUUGAAGAAAUGGGACAAAAUCUUCUGCGUCAGAGAUUCGUUCAAAAGGCUAUAGAUAAUAUACAGCAAUUGCUAUUAUGUGAACGUGAAUCUUUAAAGAAGUUGACAUUGACCAGUGAACGCAACAGCAGGCCUUUGUUCAUAUCAGUCUCUUCCAUAGCUUCAAAUUGCAAGAAUUUAACUUGUCUCAAGUUCAAAACAUUUUUCAGACUUGUGGACACCGAUUUGAAAAGUAUUUUUGAAAACCUGGUAAAACUACAAGAAUUUGACGUGGAGGAUGAGUGGGGAGGAAUUUCCGACGUGGGAAUCUGUAUUAGCUCUACAGAAGCAGCAGUACCGCUAUUACUAACUCUAAAAGAUUUAAAAAGAUUCAGAAUCUUAACAAAAUGUAUAUUUUCAUUUGGAAUGUUUCAUGAUGCUGGACACUGCAAUGAAUCAAAACUUCACAAAUUCUCAAAAGCCCCAGACGAUCACUUUAUCAGCGACUACAGCUUUAUUAAAGUAUUCCGGCAUAUGCGAGUACUCAGUUUUUGCAUCGAUUGUCCAAAUAUUCACGUAACAAAGUUCGGCUACCACGCCCUCCUCGACAGCGAACUGGCCAAAAAUGUCGAGUUCUUCCCGCACCCAAGGUACCUGCCUACAGGGCUAAGUUCUCAAGACUUCUUUAAAAUACGGAGCAGAUUUAAACAUCUGAGACGUACAAUAUCUGAUGUCAGUGAUUCCGAAACAAAAAUCACUUUUAAUCGCCGUUCCAUCUUUGGUUCAACUUGUGUUAUCACUUAAUCAGGUUUUUCUUUUGUUCUACCAUAUUAGUCAGAGAUAUAAAUUGGUCUCUAAACAGUCAGUCUUUUUUUGCCGAACAGGAUAUGAUGAUGAUCUUAAUAAUAAUAAUAAACAAAUCUCUAUUGAUAAUACUGGU
Folsomia candida is the source of this 2114-nucleotide messenger RNA. RefSeq lists its product as uncharacterized. NCBI's taxonomy places the organism in Eukaryota, Metazoa, Arthropoda, Collembola, Entomobryomorpha, Isotomidae. The transcript has 5 exons. The record is from RefSeq and is a predicted model, not a curated record. Bases 143 to 1978 code for a protein of 611 amino acids. Gene Ontology annotation, molecular function: protein binding.